Molecule: messenger RNA, 8400 nt
Organism: Paramuricea clavata
Lineage: Eukaryota; Metazoa; Cnidaria; Anthozoa; Malacalcyonacea; Plexauridae
Source: the annotation of a GenBank genome assembly
AAAUCAAGAUGGCGUCCUAUUUUUAUCGAUUUUCGAGAAGAAAUAAUAAAUAAUGCGUCAAAAUUGCCUCAAAAUUGUAGCCUGUGUGGGUUAUAUAUCUUCUUCUCAAUUCCCCUGUUGUAGUCGCUUAGUUAGAAAGCAGCCUGAUAACCAUGGACUACGAAUACAAGCGACAAAUGAGCGAAGAGCGGGAAAGGGUCGAGGAUAUGUUUGAGUAUGAGGGAUGUAAAAUAGGCCGAGGAACUUAUGGUCAUGUUUAUAAAGCAAGAAUUAAGUCAAAGACCGGCGAAAAAGGACCGUAAGUACUUGAUCUAGUUUUUAAAAUUUUAUUUUAAUACAUACAGCAACGUGUCAAUUGAUGUCAUAUUGUUAUUUUAAUGGCACAUUUCAACAUUUGCCUUGUGGAUAAUUCCUAUUAAAUUUUCACAACAAGUUAUUAAUUAGUAUUAAAAUUGAGACCUUAAUGAAGAAAGUUAAUAAUUAAUAUUAAUUAUUAACCGUAUUUUAAUAAGUUAAUGGUUAACUAUCUGGUCAAAAAGAUAUGUACUCACCUGCUCGUUCUGUAGCAAGCAAAUUGGGUCAUAUUUCUAGAAAAAAUUCACGCUUUGUGAAAAAAUACACUGAGUGGAAGUCUUAAUUAUAUUUGCCUUUCAUUUUGUUUCAUCUAGAUCUGAAAAGAAUCAAUAUGCUUUGAAACUUAUCGAGGGAACUGGAAUUUCAAUGUCAGCAUGUCGUGAAAUUGCUGUAUGUCAUUCCACUUCAGUUAAAAAAUAUCUGUUUCCACAUAUAAUAUUAAAGCCUGUCAUCUUAUUGUCUACUGUAUUUAAUGCUUUUGUAGUUAUUACGAGAACUUCGUCAUCCAAAUGUCAUCUCUCUUCAAAAAGUUUUCUUGUCUCAUGCUGACCGUAAAGUGUGGCUGCUGUUUGAUUAUGCUGAGCAUGAUUUAUGGGUAUGAUUUUGAUUCUGUUCAAAUCAGAUCAAAUGAAUUUAGAAAUCUAUGCCAUUUUUUUUUGCAUUUACAACUUUUGAAACUUGAUUUGGGCACGUCUAACUGUAAACAAAUGGAAUCAGUAAAAUUUGUUUACAAUUCUGAGCCACCUGGUCUCAUGUAAAGGUCAAGUCUCAGGGUUCGAAUUAAAUAUUUAAAAGUGAAUAGCGAAUUUCUACCCAUUGACUCGUGCAAUAAAAAGUGAAUAGCGAAUUUCCACCACUGUACAGUAAAAAAGGAUCGAGCAUUCGAUCUUCAACCAGAAAGGCUGUUAUAAUAAUAAAGAUUCAGCAGUCUUUAUUUUUUUGGCAACAACGAGAGAAAACGAAGAUGUAAAAUUAAAUCAUUUCAAUUUCCAAUAUCACCCGUAAAAAUUUGCGCAAUAUCUAAAAGAGUUAUUAAAAUUAAAAUGCAUAUUUAUUCAAAGUUAGAGUAAAUUAAAGUACAAACAAAAUACUGUACAUAUAAAAGUAAACAUGGCAAAGCUCAGAAGCAAAAAAAGAAACUGGCAUACAUUGCAUACUACACAUCAUGAAUUAAACUAGAAAGUUAUUGAACAUUUUGAUUUGGGUUUUAAACAUAGUAAGUGAUUGUGAAAUUCAAAUCUGAUUAUAGUUGGCAUGAACGUAGCAUGACAUUUGACCUUUCCUAAGUGGAUUUUGACACAUUUUUAUAAUGUCAGCCUAUCAUAUUAAAACAUUAAAUCAAAACACAGCUUGAGGCCAUUAGAAAAGGCGCAAUUUUAUUGUCUAUUCAGAAAUAUCAGCGCAUAUGAGAGAAUGUUUCCCUCAAAAUACACAAAGAAUUGUUUGAAAACAAACGUUUCCAAUGUUAUCCAUUUUACUUUUUCGCAUGUGAAAUCUUCUCAGGUUGAAUAGUGAUUUUUUUAUAUUACUGUAUAGCAAAAUGAGUAGUGAAAUCCCAAAAACGGAUAGCGAAUCGCGAUUCGCUAUCCGUUAAUUCGAACCCUGUCAAGUCUUCUGUGCUUGUUUUUGCAAAUUCAGUUUCAUUGUUCAGGUAAAUCUUAUCAAAUGCAUUUAUUGUUUCAGCACAUCAUCAAAUAUCAUCGUAGUUAUAAAGCUCAAAAGAAACCAUGUCCUGUAGCAAGAACAACAAUAAAAUCUUUGCUUUAUCAAAUACUGGAUGGUAUACAUUAUCUUCAUUCGAACUGGAUUUUACAUAGAGAUUUGGUAUGUCUGACAUUUCUCAAACAUUGUGGUGGUCAGAAUGAAAUCAUUGAAUAGAUCAACUCAACAUUAGAUUAGCUUUGAAGUUGUCCUUCAACAGCAUUUUUUAUCAAGGUAUUUGAUUUGAAUGAGGCCAAGAUAUGUGGCUGUUUUAUUAAAAAUAUUAAAAUACAAUCAUCUAAGCUUUCAUCAUUCAACGACAUCAUCUCUGAUGCAGCUGCAUAUCUUGGCUUCACUUGAAAUCAAACACAUCAGAUUAAGAUUAAAUCAUUGAUAUUAGAUAAAAGUUCCGUUGCAAGUUUAAUAUAGCCUCUACAGUAUAAUGUUGAUGACUUUUUGUGGGUGGAAUUUAGAGCAUAAGAUUUAUAGCCAGCUUUUUUUGGAAUAGAAAAGACAAAUGAGGAUUUCAAGUGGGCUACAGUAAAACCUGGCUACAGUAAAACCUGGCACUCUUCAAUUUUUCAACAUUGAAUUUGAUUGGUCAACAUGUUUAUAUUUUUCUUUCAUCUUGAUUGACAUAUUUGUGAUUAGUGCUAGAUUAUGAUUAGAUUGGAUUAGUCUCAGAUGCUAUAAUAUAUUUGAUUGAUGUAAGCUCUGAUAAUAUUAUGAUGUUGUAGAAGCCAGCCAAUAUACUUGUGAUGGGUGAAGGGCCUGAAAGAGGGAGAGUAAAAAUUGGUAAGUAUAAUUAUGGAAAAUUAUGAAAAUAUUUUAGUGAACUUGCAUGUUUGAAUUUGGUUAUUAAAUUACAAUGAAUUAUGAAUAAUAUUCCCUGUUUAGCUGACAUGGGAUUUGCUCGACUGUUCAAUAAUCCACUCAAGCCAUUGGCUGAUCUUGAUCCAGUUGUUGUUACUUUCUGGUAUCGCUCUCCAGAACUGUUGCUUGGAGCAAGACAUUACACAAAAGCAAUUGGUAAGAUGUAUUUCAUUUUUUAUAUAUUGAAUAUGAAGCCAAACUGUUGAUUAUGGCUAGACUAUAGUAAAUAAUAUUGUAAUAUAUUUGUGUAGUCUGUACUCUGUAGCUCAACUGGUUAUUGAAAAUUGUUCUUAUUUUAUCAUUCUAGAUAUAUGGGCCAUUGGGUGUAUAUUUGCUGAACUGUUAACGUCUGAACCAAUAUUCCACUGUCGACAAGAAGACAUCAAGACAAGCAAUCCAUAUCAUAGAGAACAGUUAGAUAGAAUAUUUCAAGUAAUGGGGUUUCCUCAAGGUUAGAUUGGAUUGUGAGAUUAAGAUUUGAUUAGUUAGAUUAGAUUUGUUUUAAUUGGAAUAGGUUAAGAUUAAGAUCAAUAUUGGAUGAAGAUUUAGAUUAUUUCUAUAAUAAUAUGUUUCAAGUAAUGGGCUUCCCUGAAUAUAAGUUAUGUACAUUGGAUAAUGAUGAGAUUACUAGUAAGAUGUGAUUAGUUAGACUGGAUUAGAUUAAGAUUAAAUUAUGCUGCAAUUAAGAUCUGAUUUACGAUAAUUGGAUUUAUGUAGAAGUUAGCCGGUUAAAGCUAGAAUUGAUGGAAAAAAGCAUGACCACAACUGGACCUCUGUGUUCAUAAAGUUUAGUAAGAUUAAAAUAUGAUUAAAGUAUGGUUGGAUUGAAUUAAGAGUAGGUAAAGUUUGGAUUGUGGUCAAUAUUAGGUAAAGAUGAUUAUGUAAUUUUUUAAUCUGUAUGUUCACUUUCUUUAAGAAAAAGAUUGGGAAGACAUAAAAAGAAUGCCAGAACAUCCAACUUUAAUGAAAGAUUUCAAGAAAAGCAGGUAGCAUACAUGCAACAUAUGUUAUCAUUGUUUUGUUUGUUUGAGACUUGGCUUUGAAAGCUUUAAAUCUGACUAGUUAUUGUUUUUCUUGUUGAUUCUAAGCUAUCAUGGACUUCAACUCUCGUCAUAUAUGGAAAAGUAUAAAGUUCACCCUGAUAGCAAAGCAUUUCAGCUGGUAAGAUCAUAACUCACAUAAGAAAUUUAUUAUCUCGCUCUAUUAGCCAGCAAAAAUUCAUAUUUGGGACUUUCUAUCUUCUUGCUGUAUAUAGUUAGGCAAACUACUUGUGAUGGAUCCCAAUAAACGAAUGACAGCAGAACAAGCCUUACACGAUGCUUAUUUUAAAGAAGAGCCUCAGCCACUCGCAGAGUAAGUUGUUGUGUUUUCACUAUUACAAAGAUCCAACUGUUUUGUUAGAUAUAUUUUUAUGUGGAUUCUUAGUGCUUUUGGACCUGAUCCUAUUCCGUACCCAAAAAGAGAAUUUAUUAACGAGGAAGACAAUGACACGAAAUCAAAUAAGGUAGGUUUGUUUCAAUAUGAUUGAAUAAUUUUUUCAUUUUGCUUGUACUGGCUACAAAAGUUUAAGGAAAAUUCCAGAGUCUGCAAAUAUGACUAUAUACCACAGUCACAAGCUAGUCCCACACGAGGCUCAUGGAACUGCUACUUCAUGCAUAAAGUAAUUAUUUGCGCCACAUUUCUAGCCUGACUCUGCCAAGCUUAGGUAUCCAUACCCUGGGAAAUUUGGUGUCCUAUACUUCUUGAGCUAAAUAUACGGCGAAAAUAUAUAUGAUAUUUUACAGUAUGCCUUACCUGUACAAGUAAAACCAACAAAUUGGAGACAAAACAACAGCAAACAAGCUAACACAAUGAUGAAGCUAAUUAGCCUAACCCAAGCUAACUUUGUUAAUUAGGCUACAUUUAACUAUAAUUAGACAAUAAUUAAAGGUGCCCUACAGUCCGAUCUGCGCAUGUACACAAAGGAGCCCACUUUUUAUGAUACAAACAGUUUAACUAUGUUUUGGGUUCUUGCAAAGCCUGAUUGUUGUUUCUUGAUCAUUUAUUAUACUCUAGAAGCUUGAUAAUAUAAAUAGUUGUCGAAUAAAGCUCAAUAUUUUGGACACAAAAAUGUAAACAAAGGCUUUGUUUACAUACGGACUGUAGGGCACCUUUAAGCUAAACCAAUUUUGUUUGACAUAUUUCAGACUGCUGGCAGUAAACAAGAUACGAGUGGAAAUAGUGAUCACCCACCCAACAAAAGGAUGCGUACCUCAGGUGGAAAUCACGGAAAAGCUCAUGCAUCAUUUGCAUAUCAAGUAUCAAAUAACCAUCAUCAACAAUCUCAUAACAAUCACCAGUCAAACAGGUCUAGCAGUAGUCAACGUCAGACUAAUUCAUUUAACUCUCCUGGUAACAGCCAGUUUUUGCCUCAACCACAGCGGAGAUUUUAAAUGUACAUACAGUAAAUAGGUUUCUAUAAUAACUACAGUGAAACACGCAAUUUGAUUGGUCAAUAGCCGGGCAGGAUCAGACUAUCCUGCACGAGGAAUUAAAAUGCCUUCGCGGGAUUUUUGCGGGAUUCUCAAAAUGUCAUUGUUUCACUAUAGUUAUUUUAUAAAACAAUCACCAAAUGGAGCAGGAUAGCGUGAUUCAUGCACUUGGGAUGUUGCUCGACUUUCGGAAAGCAUAAAAAUACACUCGCCUGCGGCUCGAGUAUUUUUACGCUUUCCGAAAGUCUCGCGACAUCCCUCGUGCAUAGAUCACGAAAUCCUGCACAGAAAACCAUUCGGUAUUCCUUUAUUCACAAAGGGUUCCACUGUAGCACCACAUAUCGAAGUUGUAUUAGUUUUAAUUUGAAAAGCUUUGGCACCGCACUGGCGCAGUUUGCGAAAAUGAUACCUUUACGUUUACCAAUUGUGUUUUUGAGGAUUUUUAUGCUGAUGAGGCAUCGUUUAUAAACGUUUGUCUAACCUCGAUCAUAUGCUUGAAUUCUUUGAACGUAUCCUAAUAGUCGACUUUAUUAUUUUUUAAUUUGUUAAUAGUAUAUCUCAAUUAUAAUACUGUAGAUAGAUUGCAGAGCCUGAAAUAAUUUUAAAAUUUGUCCGGAAAAACUUCCGAUCAAAAUGAAAUUUGACCGGAAAUUUGCAAAAUUGACCGGAAUUUUUUUUAGUUUAGUUUGACCAAGUCCACCCCCCCCCCCCUAUAUAUACAUAUAUAUAAGCGCCCUGUUUUUUAUCUUGACCCGAAAACACCACGCUGUAAGCCGCCAUCUUGUUUAUUGGGCCCGUGAAACUAUACCUUCCAGUUGAUUACUUUAUAUUAGCCUAAUAUAGAUAAUCCAAACUUACAGAUGGUACUCACUGUGCUGAGCGCCGACCCGAUCAUUAAGAAAACAUUUUUCUUUUUCUCAAAAUUUGGCCGGACAAAAUUUCCGAUCAUUUCAGCAUUUGGUCGGAAAAAUCGGAAUUUGGUCGGAAAACCGCCGGCCGCCGGCCGUUAUUUCAGGCUCUGGAUUGUAUUUAUGACCUUGUACGUUUGGUACACUUUGAUCGUUUUUACUUUGGCUAAACCGAAUGGUUUUAUCUCCCAUUACAGUAAACCCCUCAGUAUGAUAAUUAUUUAGUGUGAGCUCACAUCACCAUAAUAUUUUCUGGCGUUUUUCAUCCAUCGUAUUGCAAAUACAUCCUUUUAGAUAAUCACACGUCACAAAUUGCCUGGAACCUCAUAGUCCUACUCCUAUUCUCGUGAAUCGCGAGCCAAUAGCCGUCCAAGGAAGCAGUCAUGACGUAAUAGACCUUAUGCAUAAUGACGUCACAAGGCUUGAUGCCCGCGAGGAAUGCUGGUCUUAGUGGUCAUCGCCCGGGAAAAUUAAACAAUUCAAAAUGGCCACUAUCGAAAUUUUCCCGAGCAUUGACUAUUAAGACCAGCAUUCCUCGCGGGCAUCAAGCCUUGUGACGUCAUUAGGCAUAAGGUCUAUUAUCGAAAACGUGUAUUGACAAAAUGAAAUUUGUUUGAAGGAUGUUUGAAAGCGCGUAGAAACCGUGUUCAAAAUACUAAAGGAAAUGUACUACAAUUGGAUGGAGCAUUUCUAAGGAAUGAAGCAAUUUCAUUGUUCUGAACACAAAUGUUAUUGUUUAAUAUGUGAAGCCAAUAAAAAUCACUAUACUGAAAAACUGAUAUCAGUACUCUGCAGGGACGGAGUUGCAAGAAUGUUACUUGUGGCCCAAAUACAAGGGGCCCACACAUUACCCUUGGCGUUUCCCAAAAAUAACGCUCCAUAUUGUAUUUUAAGAAAUUUAUUUUAUCUCAAAAACAAUAAAGUUAUCACAGGCAAAGUGUUCACAGCAUGGUGGACAAAACUUAAUAAUUAUAUAUAAUGUUUGUGUUUGAUCAAUCCAGAUUUGCUUCCAUAGCACUGGUGAUCUUUUUAAUUUUGGUUGAAAUCGACAUAUCCACAUAUUUAUCUGCAAUAUUCACGACCAUACCACCAAUAAUACUUGGAUCAAUCUAAAAUGAAAAUUUUGAAGGUUAUGAUAUUUUGUAUGGUGAUUUAUUACGAAAGUCACCGAACUGUGGAAUCGCAUCAAAAAUUCGUAUAUCGACCACUCCCACAAACGUCUACGACCGCGCCUACAUAGUUUUGCAUGUUUACAAUUCUAAUUUUAAACAGCCAAUUACCAAGAACCUGAUUGGCUGUUCAAAAUUAGAAUUGUAAACAUGCAAAACUAUGUAGGCGCGGUCGUAGACGUUUGUGGGAGUGGUCGAUAUAUGAAUUUUUGAUGCGAUUCCAUAGUUCGGUGACUUUCGUAAUAAAACAGGGUGCGAUAAUUCGCAUACUUAGGCCUACGUACCGGAGGUACGCCAAUAUUACUGUCUGGUACUUCUUUGUUUUCAGCCACGUACCACGUAGGUACGCGGAACUCUUGCUAUCUGCGUACUUAUUUUUUGCUGGUACCACAUGACCUUUCCAAGUCCAAGGUAUUCAAUACUGUAAUUUAGUUGGUAUAUCAUGUGUCUGAGAUGUCUUGGCACGAAACAUGAUUGCACUGAUGGCACUCAGAAACGUUAGAGUCGGUUGUUUGAAAUAGCAAAACUCCGUUUUCAAAUAGCAAAACUCCGUUUUCCAAUAGCAAAACUCCAUUUUCAAAUAGCAAAACUCCCUUUUCAAAUAGCAAAACUCCCUUUUCCAAUAGCAAAACUCCCUUUUCCAAUAGCAAAACUCCUUUUUCAAAUAGCAAAACUUCCUUUUCAAAUAGCAAAACUCCCUUUUCAAAUAGCAAAACUCCCUUUUCAAAUAGCAGAACUCCCUUUUCAAAUAGCAAAACUCCAUUUUCAAAAAGGAAAACUCCCUUUUCAAAUAACAAAACUCCCUUUUACAGUCUAUUUAUACACACCUUUGUUUCAAUUUUAAGAGUCUCAUCUGGUUUAACAAAACUUUUUAAUGAUUGUUCCAGCUCUUUCAUGUUUGCUGCAUCUAGAGCCUAAAAUUGA